AUGUUGCCCGAUGGCCGCCGGCUGGCGGCCGCGCUCCUCCUCCUCCUGGCGGCCUGUCUCUCGUCUGCCCGGGCCGUCACCAGCGAGGAGGCCUCCUACAUCGCGCAACGCCAGCUGCUGGCCAUGAGCGAGGCCGGGGUGGGCGAGGACGGCGACCUCCCCGCGGACGUGGAGUCGAGGCCUUGCCUGGAGUUCGACGGCAAGGCCGCCACCGCCAACAUGACCUUCCCCAACGACCGCCUCCGCCGCGCCUACAUCGGCCUCCAGGCCUGGCGCAAGGCCUUCUACUCCGACCCCAAGAACUUCACCAGCGACUGGGUGGGCGCCGACGUGUGCUCCUACAACGGCGUGACCUGCGCGGAGGCGCCGGACGACGCCAAGGUCACCGUGGUCGCCGGGAUCGACCUCAACGGCGCCGACAUCGCCGGCUACCUCCCGCCGGAGCUCGGCCUGCUCACCGACCUCGCCUUCUUCCACAUCAACACCAACCGCUUCUGCGGCAUCAUCCCCAAGAGCAUGUCGCGCCUCACCAUCCUCUGGGAGUUCGACGUCAGCAACAACCGCUUCGUCGGGCCCUUCCCCUACGUCUGCCUCGAGAUGCCCACGCUCAAGUACCUCGACAUCCGCUUCAACGAGUUCGAGGGCGAGCUGCCGCCCGCGCUCUUCGACAAGCCCUACGACGCCAUCUUCGUCAACAGCAACCGCUUCGUCGGCCCCAUCCCGGAGACCAUCGGCAACUCCACCGCCUCCGUCGUCGUCUUCGCAAACAACAAGUUCGUCGGAUGCAUCCCCAAGAGCAUCGGACGCAUGGCCAAGACGCUCGACGAGAUCAUCUUCCUCAACAACACGCUCGAGGGCUGCAUGCCGCUCGAGAUCGGCAUGCUCACCAACACCACCGUCGUCGACGUCAGCGGCAACGGCCUCGUCGGCUCGCUGCCCAAGGAGAUCUCCGGCUGCAGCAAGCUGGAGCAGCUCGACGUGUCCAGGAACGUCCUCACCGGCAUCGUGCACGAGGCCAUCUGCGAGCUCCCCAUGCUCGUCAACUUCAGCUACGCAUCCAACUUCUUCGAGUCCGAGUCCGCGCCCUGCAUGCCCUCCGACAAAUCCGAGGUCAACCUCGACGACGCCAACAACUGCCUCGGCGCGCUCCGCCCCGCGCAGAAGACCACGCUCCAGUGCGCGCCCGUCCUCGCGCGCCCCGUCGACUGCAACAAGCACGUCUGUGCCGGGCCGCACCCGACGACGACGCCCUCGCCGGACAGGAAGCAGGCAUCACCGCCGGCGCUAUCGCCGAUAAUUGGGCCAGUAAUGGAGAUCCCGACGCCGGCACCAGCACCAGCACCGGGACCCGCACCCGAGCCGGCUGUUUUGGGCCCCAUUGUUGGGCCACUUCCACCCAAGGAUGAGUAUGCUGGUGCUCCGCCACCUCCCAGUUCUGGCUGGCUCCCGUUGACCCCUGAGCGCAAGAGGGCACCUCCACCGGAAGAAUACGCGCCUCCGGAAGAAUACACGCCUCCGGUGAAGGCGCUUCCACCAUCGGGGCCGGUUAAGGGGCUUCCUCCACCAGCACCUGAGAAAGUUCUUACACCACCAACGCCGGUUAAGGUGCUUCCGCCACCCGCACCAGAGAAGGUGCUUCCACCACCGGCGCCCGCGAAGGUGCUUCCGCCACCCGCACCAAAGAAGGUGCCUCCACCACCGACGCCUGUGAAGGAGCAUCCGGCACCCGCCCCAGACAAGGUGCCUCCACCACCGGCGCCUGUGAAGGAGCAUCCGGCACCCGCACCAGACAAGGUGCCGCCACCACCGGCGCCUGUGAAGGAGCAUCCGGCACCCGCACCUGACAAGCCUGCUCCAGUGAGCUCUCCACCACCUCCUGUGAAAUCUCCUCCACCACCUGCACCAGUGAGCUCUCCACCACCUGCACCGAAGAAGUCUCCGCCAACAGAAACACCGGUGAUCCCACCUAAAGAAAAGUCAAUGCCACCACCAACUCCGGCGAAGUCGUCUCCCCCUCCGACCGAGAAGUAUGAACCACCAGCAAAACCUGUUGAAUCAUCACCACCACCGGUGAAGUCAUAUCCGCCAAAAGAACCUACGCCUGAGAAGUCAUCACCACCACCGGUGAAGUCAUAUCCGCCAAAAGAACCUACGCCUGAGAAGUCAUCACCACCUCCGGUGAAGUCCACACCACCGCCAACACCAGUCAGCUCACCGCCACCGGUACCAGUGAAGCCCCCACCGGCUCAAGUGAGCUCACCACCACCAGCGCCAGUUAAGGUACUUCCACCACCCACACCUGAGAAGGCGCUUCCACCACCGGUGCUAGCAAAGCCUCCACCGGCUCCAGUGAGCUCACCACCACCAGCACCUGUGAAGGUACUUCCACCACCUGCACCAGAGAAGGUGCUUCCACCACCGGUUUCCGUGAAGCCUCCACCGGCUCCAGUGAGCUCACCACCACCAGCGCCAGUUAAGGUGCUUCCACCACCCGCACCAGAGAAGGUGCUUCCACCACCUGUGCCGGUGAAGCCUCCACCAGUUCCAGUGAGCUCACCACCUCCCCCUGUGAAAUCUCCACCACCACCGGCUCCAGUUAGCUUGCCGCCACCUCCAGUCAAGUCUCCUCCUCCACCCGCACCGGUGAGCUCACCACCUCCUCCGGUGAAAUCACCACCACCCCCCGCCCCAGUUAGCUCACCGCCGCCUCCAGUCAAGUCUCCUCCGCCACCGGCACCGGUCAGCUCACCGCCACCGGCACCAGUGUUAUUGCCUCCUCCAGCAAAAACCACCCCAGCACCAGCGAAAGAAGAGCCACAGUCACCUCCGGCGGAAUCACUUACACCCCCGAAGUUCGACGAGUUCAUCAUGCCGCCGGUCGUGUCGGCAAAAUACGCAUCACCACCACCACCCCAGUUCCAAGGAUAUUAAGCAUGGCAUCAUCGAAACAUCGACGAGGAGCGACCAAUUAAGGUUUAACACAACAUCGCGUGCACAUGCACAGAUGUACCUCAUUAAUUUGGAACGUGCAUGCAUGCAUGCAUGCGUCGAGACUUAUUAUUAAUUAUGUGUAUGUCUGUGCGUAUGUGCGACUGCAAAGUGUAUGAAGGGAAAUAGAUGUUAUCUAUGAUGCCUUUUUUUUUUUGUUUUUGGAAGUGGGCAAUUUUAUUAAAGCAUCAAGCAACUUUUUUUUUUUGGAAAUGUGAUCCAUAAUGCCGUAUGUUGUGCUUUUCCCUUUAGGACAAAUGUAUUUCUUUCUUUUAUGAGCAAACAGUGUAUGAGAUUGAAGGAACAAAUGCACAGUUAAAUGGUGUUUUGGUUUA
This is a messenger RNA of Triticum dicoccoides, 3323 nucleotides long. Its product is annotated as pollen-specific leucine-rich repeat extensin-like protein 4. Gene Ontology annotation, molecular function: protein binding. The record is from RefSeq and is a predicted model, not a curated record. Bases 1 to 2931 code for a protein of 976 amino acids. Lineage: Eukaryota; Viridiplantae; Streptophyta; Magnoliopsida; Poales; Poaceae. The transcript is spliced from 3 exons.